This is a messenger RNA of Agrilus planipennis (emerald ash borer), 3728 nucleotides long. RefSeq names its product exportin-1. The record is from RefSeq and is a predicted model, not a curated record. Gene Ontology annotation, biological process: ribosomal small subunit export from nucleus; protein export from nucleus; ribosomal large subunit export from nucleus. Lineage: Eukaryota; Metazoa; Arthropoda; Insecta; Coleoptera; Buprestidae. The transcript has 7 exons. Bases 171 to 3338 code for a protein of 1055 amino acids. Gene Ontology annotation, molecular function: nuclear export signal receptor activity; small GTPase binding. Gene Ontology annotation, cellular component: nucleus; cytoplasm.
UUUGCGUUUCGUAUACGUAGGAACGCUAAUGUGUAAAUGUGUUUAGAAUUGUUGUAUGUGUGAUUUGGUUGUAUGUUUGCCAUUUGUGUUGCCAUUGCGCCGCUGUUUAAAACAGCAAAUUUGAUGGCUUGACUGUGUAUUUGUGAAUUGAGUGACUACAAUUGGAAAAAAUGGCAACAUUAGCGCAUCAAGCAGCAGCUCUUUUAGACUUCAAUCAGAAGUUGGAUAUUGGGCUGUUGGACAGUGUGGUUGUUAGUAUGUAUGCGGGGAAUGGAGAAACACAGCGUGUAGCACAAGAAGUUUUAACUACACUGAAGGAACAUCCCGAUGCCUGGACUCGUGUUGAUACUAUUUUAGAAUAUUCCACAAAUCAACAAACUAAAUAUUAUGCUUUACAAAUUUUAGAACAAGUUAUAAAAACCAGAUGGAAAGUUUUACCCCGAAAUCAGUGUGAAGGGAUAAAGAAGUACAUUGUAGCAUUAAUAAUAAAAACAAGUUCAGAUCCUCAGCUACUGGAAGAGAACAAGACAUACCUAAACAAACUGAAUAUGAUCUUAGUUCAAAUAUUGAAAAGAGAAUGGCCUAAAAAUUGGGAAUCGUUUAUUCCCGAUAUCGUGGGCGCCAGUAAAACGAACGAAUCUCUUUGUCAGAAUAACAUGAACAUUUUGAAAUUACUGAGUGAAGAACUGUUCGAUUUUUCUUCUGGGCAGAUCACACAAACGAAGGCGAAACAUUUGAAGGACUCUAUGUGUUCUGAAUUUUCCCAGAUAUUCCAGUUGUGCCAGUUUGUACUCGAAAAUUCGCAAAAUCCACCCCUGGUCUGCGCCACGCUGGAAACAUUAUUAAGAUUCCUCAACUGGAUCCCACUUGGUUACAUUUUCGAAACUAAAUUGAUAAACACGUUGAUUUUUAAAUUUUUGCCUGUUCCCUUAUUUAGGAAUGUUACAUUGAAAUGUCUGACGGAAAUCGCUGGUGUUACUGUAAGUAAUUACGACGAAAUGUUUGUGACACUGUUCAGUCAAACCAUGGCCCAACUGGAGGUGAUGUUGCCCUCUCAAAUAGACAUUAGAAGCGCCUACGCUAUGGGCCAAGACCAAGAGCAAAACUUUAUACAGAAUUUGGCCAUGUUCCUGUGCACGUUCCUUAAAGAACAUGGCAAUUUAGCUGAACAGAACGAACCCUUGUUAAAGAACGCUCUACACUACUUGCUGCUCAUUUCUGCUGUGGACGAAGUAGAAAUAUUCAAAAUUUGUUUAGAAUAUUGGAACGUGCUGACGGGUGAGUUGUAUAGAGAAGUUCCGUAUGGGGGCGCGCAGCCUAUAUUCUUCGGAGGAACUCGCAGGGCCUUGUAUCAAGAUUGCCUGAAACGCCUGCGUUAUAUAAUGAUCUCUCGAAUGGCUAAGCCCGAAGAAGUUCUAGUUGUGGAAAACGACAACGGCGAAGUGGUUCGCGAGUUCAUGAAGGACACGGACUCUAUAAAUUUGUACAAGAGCAUGCGCGAAACUCUUGUAUAUCUCACCCACUUGGACUAUGUCGACACUUUACGUAUAAUGACAGAGAAGCUGCAGAAUCAAGUGAACGGCUCCGAAUGGUCCUGGAAGAAUCUGAACACUUUGUGCUGGGCUAUCGGGAGCAUUUCGGGGGCUAUGCACGAAGAAGACGAGAAACGUUUUCUUGUAACUGUAAUUAAAGAUCUCCUGGGACUUUGCGAGCAAAAACGAAAUAAGGACAACAAAGCGAUAAUCGCGUCGAAUAUAAUGUACGUUGUGGGGCAGUAUCCGCGCUUCUUACGCGCUCAUUGGAAAUUUCUGAAAACGGUCGUUAAUAAGUUGUUUGAGUUCAUGCACGAAACGCACGAUGGAGUGCAGGACAUGGCCUGUGACACAUUCAUUAAGAUUGCCCUUAAAUGUCGCAGGCACUUUGUAACAACGCAAAUCGGCGAGACGUGCCCCUUCAUCGAAGAUAUUCUGGCCUCGAUAUCGACGAUAAUCUGCGACCUGCAGACGCAACAAGUUCAUACCUUCUACGAAGCCGUCGGUUAUAUGAUCUCCGCGCAGGUUGACACUGCUGCCCAAGAAGCACUGAUUGAGAAAUACAUGUUGCUUCCUAACCAGGUAUGGGAUGAUAUAAUAUCUCAAGCAAGCAAAAAUGUAGACGUUCUUAAGGAAAUUGACGUUGUCAAACAGCUAGGUAGUAUUUUGAAGACCAAUGUAAGAGCCUGCAAAGCCCUCAACCAUGCUUAUGUGGUCCAGCUGGGGAGAAUAUACCUCGACAUGUUAAAUGUGUAUAAGGUCAUGUCCGGGAACAUAACUGCAGCAAUAGCGCUGAAUGGGGAGCAAGUUACAAAACAGCCCCUGAUCAAGAGCAUGAGGGUUGUCAAGAAAGAAACGUUGAAGUUAAUCUCGGAUUGGAUAAUGAGAUCGAAUGAUCAUGUUAUGGUGCUCGAAAAUUUCAUUCCGCCCCUCCUGGACGCUGUACUUCUGGACUACCAGAGGACGGCCGUUCCAUCGGCGAGAGAACCGGAAGUUCUUAGUGCCAUGGCCACUAUUGUCAACAAACUCGAGGAUGAUAUCACAUCAGAGAUCCCAAAAAUUUUCGACGCCGUGUUCGAGUGUACGCUGGCAAUGAUAAACAAAGACUUUGAGGAGUACCCAGAACACAGGACCAACUUUUUCCUACUCUUACAAGCAGUCAACAACUACUGCUUCCCCGCCUUCCUAAGCAUACCGCCGGCCCAGUUCAAGCUCGUUCUGGACAGCAUUAUCUGGGCAUUCAAACAUACAAUGCGUAACGUGGCCGACACCGGCCUCCAGAUCCUCCAACGACUCCUGCAGAAUUUCGAAUUGAACGGACAGCCAGCCUCGAGUUUUUACCAGACAUAUCUCACGGAUAUCUUACAACACAUCUUCUCUGUUGUGACCGAUUCGUCGCACACGGCGAGCCUAUCAAUGCACGCGAAUAUUCUGGCGAUGAUCUUUAUGCUAGUGGAUACGGGAAGGAUCAGGUGUCAACUAGGACCGACGCCAGACAACGUCUUGUACCUGCAGGAAUUUACCGGAUCGCUUCUAAGGUCCGCAUUCCCUCAUCUAACCGACAACCAAAUCAAAAUCACGGUCCAAGGAUUCUUCUCGCUUCACCAAGACAUACCCGCAUUUAAGGAGCAUUUGAGAGACUUCCUGGUGCAAAUAAGAGAAUACACCGGUGAAGAUGACUCGGACUUAUACUUAGAAGAGAGAGAAAAAGCACUCCAGUUGGCAGAAGCUGAAAAGAAACGAUAUCAAAAGUUGGUACCAGGGAUUUUAAAUCCUCAUGAGAUACCAGAGGAGAUGCAAGAUUAGCCCGGUUAGUGCGUCCCAAUGCUGGUCGAAAGUAAAAGAACGAAAAUAUCGAAAUACAACACACAAUAAUAUUUUUGUAAAAUUCUUCUAUUUAACAUGAAAAAAAAUUGGAAAACAAAAAAACGAAAUUUAUGCAAUACAGUUUCAGCAUCGUUACGGAAAUGAAAAGGCAGCAGCAGCAUCAGUAAUAGCAGCAGCAGCAUCGAUUUUAUUUUGUAAAAUUUGACUAGUUGUACUUUUCUUUUUUUUUUUGUAAAAAAAUAUAAUUACAAUCAUAAUAAAAUCUAUUGAAACUCUUAGUAAUAUGUAAAUAAGUUUAAACUGUAUUGCAUUUAUUCAACAAUCGUUGUGAAAUAUUAGUAAUUAAAGAUAAAAGAAAUGAUACACGUG